AUGGACCACAACAUAAGUGUAGCUGGCUUGCCAGCCAGCAACAGAACAACCCUUAACGACACCACGCUGCGAUACACAUGGAGUUUUGUUCCGGGAAUAGAAGCCGUGAUUUUCCCAUGCGUGCUGAUUUUCAACGGCUCCAUUUUAGCGUUAUUCCUCGUUACCCGGCGAUUCCAGAUCCCAUUUAAUAUUUACCUGAUCAAUGUCAUAACCUCCAACAUCGUUUUCGCUCUACUGGAGAAUCCUUUGGACAUCCUUAAUUCCAUUUCUUCGUACUGGUGGCUCGGUAACACUUGGUGUACGGUGUAUCUAUACGCAAUAAAUGUAUCCUGUGGAAUUGUCAUGCAGUCGCACAUGCUGAUGACCACCAAUCGCAUCUGGGCGGUGACCUUCCCCCAUUCUUACCGGCAACACCACUCGGUGCGCAGCGCCGCCCUUUUGGUUAUCGCUGUGUGGCUGUUAGUGCACAUUGUGUCGUUGCCCGGCCUGAUAAUGGACGCCACGCUAUACCGGUUGCCUAUCGCGACAACUGGCUGUAUAAUAAACACAGUGGAGAUGCCGGUGUGGAGCGUUAUGAUGCAACUAAUAAUUUUUACAGUGCCUAAUUUGUGUAUUAUUGUAGCCUAUCCUUAUUUGAUCUCAUGGAUUUAA
Molecule: messenger RNA, 651 nt
Organism: Paramacrobiotus metropolitanus
Lineage: Eukaryota; Metazoa; Tardigrada; Eutardigrada; Parachela; Macrobiotidae
Product: alpha-2B adrenergic receptor-like
Exons: 2
Coding region: 1-651 (216 amino acids)
Biological process (GO): phospholipase C-activating G protein-coupled receptor signaling pathway; positive regulation of Rho protein signal transduction
Cellular component (GO): membrane
Molecular function (GO): G protein-coupled receptor activity
Source: RefSeq, a predicted model, not a curated record